Aegilops tauschii subsp. strangulata is the source of this 767-nucleotide messenger RNA. Its product is annotated as multiprotein-bridging factor 1c. Gene Ontology annotation, molecular function: DNA binding. Gene Ontology annotation, cellular component: nucleus. The record is from RefSeq and is a predicted model, not a curated record. Lineage: Eukaryota; Viridiplantae; Streptophyta; Magnoliopsida; Poales; Poaceae.
GCGUCCCCACCCAACGCAAUGGCAGGAGAAAAGAGAAAGAGCGAGAGCCGAGGAGAAGAUAAAAUCUACAGGAAAAACAGGGGAGAGGCAGAGAGAACAGAGGCGAAGGAGCAAUGCCGACGGGUCGGAUGAGCGGCAACAUCACGCAGGACUGGGAGCCGGUGGUCCUGCGGCGGGCGAAGCCCAAGGCGGCCGACCUCAAGUCCGCCAAGGCGGUGAACCAGGCGCUGCGGACGGGCGCGCCGGUGGAGACGGUGCGCAAGGCGGCGGCGGGGACGAACAAGAAUGCCUCCGCCGCGGCCGUGGCGGCGCCCGCGCGGAAGCUGGACGAGAUGACGGAGCCGGCGGGGCUGGGGCGCGUGGGCGGCGACGUGCGCGCGGCCAUCCAGAAGGCGCGCGUCGCCAAAGGGUGGAGCCAGGCGGAGCUGGCCAAGCGCGUCAACGAGCGGGCGCAGGUGGUGCAGGAGUACGAGAGCGGCAAGGCCGUCCCUGUCCAGGCCGUGCUCGCCAAGAUGGAGCGCGCCCUCGAGGUCAAGCUCCGGGGCAAGGCGGUUGGGGCGCCCGCGCCGACAAAGUGAUGGUUCGUGGGGACAUCCUGCCUGUGAAUUUGUGAUGAAUGGUAGUAAAUCGGAUCUGUAAAUCUCGGGUUGCUUUGUGGUAGAUUGGGCUGUAAGUCGUGCAAAGUGAUGUCUAGAAGUCUCAUGUGGAAUUUGAUGCUAAAUCCUAUUGUUAGCUGAUUUGCAAUUUUGAACGGGCCCUUUGUUAAA